CCGAGUGCCGGGCGGAUAGAGAGCGUCAGUCGGCCGGAGCACGGACCUGUGUGCGCCUGGACUUGGGGCUCGCUCGCUAGCUCGCUCGCUCCCGGGAGCCAAGCAACUUCCGCGGCCGUAGCUGAGGCGACGGAGAACACCACCGGCGGGCCCUCGCGGUGGCCAGGCCUUCCCUGCGUGCGUUCCGGUCGCCCUCGGAGUCGGCCCAACCCGCCGCCGCUGGAGGCGUGAGGUGACGACGGGCGAGUGCCGCGAGCAGCCUUAGCCGCCGCGGCCUCCGGUCCUCCCUCCGCCUCCUCCUCUGCCCCCCCCCGCUUCCCUCCUCCCACUUCCCGAGCUCCGGCGUGUCCCGGCCACGCUCGGUGCUACUGCAGGAACAAAGGAGGACCCCGCGGCGGCGGCAGCGCCACCUCCGCCACCGACCCGCUCCCGGCCCGCGGCGGCCGCUCCAGAGCGCCCGGCUCGCCCCUCCCGGAGGCCUGGGCCCGGCCCCACCGCGCCGGCGUCGCGCGCGAGCCCGGCUCCUGCACUCCUGCCCCCGCAGGCAGAAAAAUAUGGCUCAGGAGACUAACCAGACUCCAGGGCCCAUGCUGUGUAGUACAGGAUGUGGCUUUUAUGGAAAUCCUAGGACAAAUGGAAUGUGUUCCGUUUGCUACAAAGAACAUCUUCAGAGGCAGCAGAAUAGUGGCAGAAUGAGCCCAAUGGGAACAGCUAGUGGUUCCAACAGUCCUACCUCAGAUUCUGCAUCUGUACAGAGAGCAGACACUAGUUUAAACAGCUGUGAAGGUGCUGCUGGCAGCACAUCUGAAAAAUCAAGAAAUGUGCCUGUGGCUGCCUUGCCUGUAACUCAGCAAAUGACAGAAAUGAGCAUUUCGAGAGAGGACAAAAUAACUACCCCGAAAACAGAGGUGUCAGAGCCAGUUGUCACUCAGCCUAGUCCAUCAGUUUCUCAGCCCAGUACUUCUCAAGGUGAAGAAAAAGCUCCUGAGUUGCCCAAACCAAAGAAGAACAGAUGUUUUAUGUGCAGAAAGAAAGUUGGCCUUACAGGGUUUGACUGCCGAUGUGGAAAUUUGUUUUGUGGACUUCACCGUUAUUCUGACAAGCACAACUGUCCUUAUGAUUACAAAGCAGAAGCUGCAGCAAAAAUCAGAAAAGAGAAUCCAGUUGUUGUGGCUGAAAAAAUCCAGAGAAUAUAAAUUACUACUUGUGAAGAGACUGAAACUUUGUUUUUAUUUUAAUAUAUCGUAGGAAAACAUUAAAGAGCAGAUGCAUGGCCAUUUUCCUUUGAUGUUCUCCAGAGUUUUACUUUACACUUGUCUGUCUUAUAAUUGAAAUUUUAGGAUGUUUGGGUGUUUGUUACAGGCAGAAAUGGAUAGAUACAGCCCUACAAAAUGUAUAUGCCCUCCCCUGAAUAAAAUUGGAUGGAAAUCUGCACAGCAAAUUGAAAAUACACAGAUAGGGACAAAAUUUCGUUCCCAUGUGCCAAACAUAAUACAUGAAAUCUCUGCAUGUUUGCAGCAUAUCUGCCUUUUGGGAAUGUAAUCAAGGUAUAAUCUUUGGCUAGUGUUAUGUGCCUGUAUUUUUUUAAAAAAUGGUACACCAGAAAAGGACUGGCAGUCUACUUCUACCAUAGUUAAACUUCACCCUGUUAAUUUCCACAACAUGUUCUUUGGAAGCAGGAGGAAAACUAUAAAGAGGAUCAGAUCUUUCCAUGAAACCAGUAUUUGGUGCCAUAUGUAGACCUGGUUAAUUUGUCUUCUAAAAGCUGUCAAAUAAGACAUUCUGUGAAAGGUAAACAUCGCAACUGGUUAUCAUGAGUAAAGCCUUCAGGCCCACAGGGUCUUGAGUGAUCUUUGACGCUUACUGUGCUAGCCUGCACCAGAAGAUGUCUGCAUUACUCUCAUUGCUAAAAAUGUUGUGUAGCACAGAACUGCACUGGGAUUAAUUUGUUUACAAGAAGAAAUUAAAACUACAUUUGGUUUUUACAUACAGCAGCUCUAUUGAAUAACAUGCAUCUGAAUUUUAAGUUGCAAAGGUAUCUGAAAAGUUAAUUUUUCAUGUGCAUCUUUUGUUGAAUGUUUUGGUUCAAGAAAGAAUGUUUAAAGCUUUUUUAAAGACUUCAGUUCUUAAUGUAACUGUACCCUUCUGCAUGGAGAACCCUAACCAACACGGCUGCAGUAGACUUCUUAGUGGUAUCCAGCACCACGUGCAGAGGGCCGCUUUAUCAUAUUAAUUGUACUUGGGUGUAGGACUCUAGUGUUCUUGGGUGUAUUGCAUGGGCUGCAUUAUCUACAGCAUUGUACAAUAACAACUAGAAGAGGCAGUAUACUUCACUGAUGCUUGUCUGGUAAUAUCACUUCUGUGUUAUAAUGGAAGGUUUUUGUGAUGUAUGAAACUUGUGUUUUUUAUAUAUAAAUGAGUAUAGUUAGAUUAGUAUUGUGGUAAUGCCUGUUUUCAUCUGUAAAUAGUUAAGUAUGUACACGAGGCACUACUUCUGAUUUAUUGCAGUGUUCGGUCCUAGUUUUUACUUUAAUUAAAGCAUUCGGUUUUGCUUUCAAUUUUAUGUACCUUAGUUCUGAGUUAGAUCUGCAGAUGUGUACAGAUAGUUCAUAUUUAUGUAUUGCACAUAAUCAUGCUAUUCAGCAUUGAUGCUAUAUUGUAUUAUGUAAAUAAUAAAAGCCAUGUACAGAGGGAA
This is a messenger RNA of Lontra canadensis (Northern American river otter), 2695 nucleotides long. It is a transcript of the gene ZFAND5, whose product is annotated as zinc finger AN1-type containing 5. Gene Ontology annotation, molecular function: DNA binding; zinc ion binding. The transcript is spliced from 6 exons. The coding region runs from base 555 to 1196 and encodes 213 amino acids. The record is from RefSeq and is a predicted model, not a curated record. Lineage: Eukaryota; Metazoa; Chordata; Mammalia; Carnivora; Mustelidae.